Molecule: messenger RNA, 2620 nt
Organism: Nematostella vectensis (starlet sea anemone)
Lineage: Eukaryota; Metazoa; Cnidaria; Anthozoa; Actiniaria; Edwardsiidae
Product: von Willebrand factor A domain-containing protein 7
Exons: 10
Coding region: 50-2326 (758 amino acids)
Cellular component (GO): extracellular region
Molecular function (GO): chitin binding
Source: RefSeq, a predicted model, not a curated record
AGUCUAGUUGGUUUAAACAUCAAAACAAGCCUACCUUCCUGCAAGAAGGAUGAAGAUUGUGAUCUACGUCCUAGCCUUUGCGGGCCUUGUCGCAUCAGUACACGCAGAUUUGUGCGCGGACAAGCCCCACGGUGCGUACCUACCAGACCCCACCUCGUGUCAGCACUACUACCACUGCACCUGGGGGAAAGCUGUGCGCAAAGAUUGCGGGCCUGGGAGGGUCUGGGACCCACGCAUCACCAACUGCAACUGGGAUUGGGCCUACAAGUGUGUGGGUACUCCCGCACCAAGUGUCGUGAAUUCCUUCUGCAAAAAAAGAGCGAAUGGAUACUACGCCCACCCUGAGAACUGCAAGAUGUACAUCACGUGUUCUAACGGGAUCACUUACGAGAGGCAGUGUCCCGCGGGACUCAACUGGAACGACGCAAAGAAGUUGUGCGACUGGCCGAAAAAUGCUCCUUGCGAGGAGAAAUCUCCUACCGUCACGGAUUUGGUUGGAAAAAUAUCUGCUUUAAUCUCCGUUGACGUCACCAAUCACGUCAUUGCAGCGGUAACGCAGAUUGUUGAAGGUUACCACAUAGGCGGGUGCUUGUCAUCGCUGCCCUGUUCGGAAGCUUCCCUUAUUAAACGAAUUAAAGCCGCAACAGUUCCUAGAGACUUCGUGUACGCUCGGCGACUACUCGGCGUUAUGCUCCGGUUUAGUUCGGGUAGUGGAAAGCGUCGACGUCGAUCCAUAGAUGGUGUUCUAAGCAGAACAAAGACUUCCCUGGGUGAUUCACACUUUGCUGUCCUCGUGGGAGGAAGGGGUUCAAACUCUAUAUCCUUUGCGCUUGACACAACUGGAAGCAUGGGUCAAGAAAAGAUGGCUAUGAUGACUAUUGUGGCCGGUCUCUCAGCAUUACUGCCGGGGGGGACAACAAAGUUCAUACUUUCACCAUUUAAUGACCCCGCGUACGGACCGGUGACUGUUUAUAGCACGGCGGCGGGGCUCAAUGCUGCUGUUAGUGCACUUGCAAUCACCGGAGGCGGAGAUUGUCCAGAGAAAACUUUCCAUGGUAUCGUCGGAGCCCUCAUAAAUCCUUAUAUCGUCACUGGCUCAUCGCUCUAUGUCAUUACCGAUGCCCCCUCUAAGGAUUACAACGGUCCGCCAAUCUACAACCUUCUCAUUGCUAAAUUCUUGGCCCAGUAUCUCGACAUAAGCGUCACCUUCUUUAUCAGCGCCAGUGGCAGCUGCAGUAUACCAGAAGCUCCACAAGUGCAUGCCCCGUUCACUGAUAUCAUUGCCUCCACUGGUGGAAGCAAGUUCAUCUUUACCCUUGGCCUUGAUAUAUCUAACAUAACCGGUGUUGUGUUUAGUGGGUCUAGAGGCAUGACUCGGCUCUCUUCUGGUUCAUCAAGUCGAAGCAUCAAGCGUCGAGAUGUAGAGAUUUUCCUGGAACGAAGCAAACGAUCUAUUCAUUAUACGGCAUCAUUCAGCGUAGAUCCUGGACUUGAGAAAAUUCUGGUUAUUGCAAAAUCUACUAACACCUCUUCUCUCAUAACACUCAAGACCCCGUCCAAUGCAGUUGUCGCCGGAAGUGCGUUGAAGGACGGUUACUAUUGGGAGGUGAAGAACCCUGCCGCUGGGGCAUGGAGGCUGGAAUCAGCCACAUAUUUUACUUACCAGGCAUGGGCAUCCUCUAAGAAGAACUUCGCCUUCGUACCAGUUUUCUUGAAGAAACUCUGUGGUAAAGACGUGACUCUUCCAAACCCUCUUGCCGGAGAAGAAGCCAAAGCUCUGAUCACCCUGUCUGAUGAAUCAUCCGUUAACCUGGCUUCCAUGAAAAUCCACGUCAUGUCAAUUGCGGGCGCGGUAAUCUCAAUGGCAACAGUGACAGACCGCGUGGCCAGGUUCACUCCUCCAUCCGAGAAGUUCUACUUGCGCAUGACCAUCUCGACCACAUCGGGUGUGGAGAUCGUGCGGUUAUCGAAAGAUCUCGAAGCGCAGUCUGUUGUCCUAGUACCAAAGAUGACCCCUUCACUCUUCACGGUGACUCCAGGAGUCGCAUCACCAUUUAAUUACAUCCUGUUCAACAACGCUCCCAGCCAGACCUUCACUAUCACCGCCGAGGCCCCACUCCCUUCAGGCACGGCCGUUUCUCCCAGUCCCCCAAGCCUCACGGUCCCGCAUAACGGUAACGGCGAAGGUGUCAUCAACAUCACCGUGCCACCAGGCACAGCCGCUAACACAGGCGUCCUGCUCUACGUGAAGGCUGCAGGAUCAGGCGUGACUGGGGACCUAGUCACGACCCUUGUGGUCAAUGGAGGCGAUGUUUGCUCAUCGUAAUGGGUUUCAGGCAAUAGUGCGUGUUAAACCAAGCGUAAAGUACAAAUCGUUUAAUUGAUCUAAUUUUAACUUUGCUAUUUUGAUUCAAGUAGGCGCCUAGGGCCAGUUAAUGAUCAGUUUUCUACAAGAGACCAUGAUCUCUUUUUUUUUCUCAUAAUGUGCCUUAAGCAAUAUUGCUUGCUAAAGAUGGGGAUACCAUAUGGAUAACAAUUUUUUUUUCUAAUGAUAAAUAGCAUUUGUACGAAUCUGCAUCAUUACUGUCAUUCGAAUAAAAAAAGUCAUUUGGAUAAAAAA